CGCGGGUUCUAGCGUAGGCGCGCACGGAGACUGUGCAGAUGUCCUCGUCUGGGUUCUGCGGAACUCAUUUCGAGUCCAGGGACUUUAGCCGGAAGGAUUAAAGAACCGUUCCACUUCCGGUAGUAACGGGAGCGUUUCGAACAUGGCGACCUCCAAGGCGAACGGGCCGGUCCCGGCGGCUGGGAAAAGUGGAUUUCGUAACCAGAAGCAGAAGCAGGAGAACCGAGAUGAGUCAGAACUCCUCACUGUUCCUGAUGGUUGGAAGGAACCAGCUUUUUCCAAAGAGGACAAUCCCAGAGGACUCUUGGAGGAAAGCAGUUUUGCAACUUUGUUCCCAAAAUAUAGAGAGGCUUACUUGAAAGAGUGCUGGCCGUUGGUUCAAAAAGCCUUGAAUGAACAUCAUGUUAAUGCAACCCUGGACCUGAUCGAGGGCAGCAUGACUGUUUGUACAACAAAGAAGACUUUUGAUCCAUACAUCAUCAUUAGGGCCAGAGACCUAAUAAAACUGUUAGCAAGGAGUGUUUCAUUUGAACAGGCAGUACGAAUUCUUCAGGAUGAUAUUGCAUGUGACAUCAUUAAAAUAGGUUCAUUAGUAAGAAAUAAAGAAAGAUUUGUAAAAAGAAGACAACGGCUUAUUGGUCCCAAAGGAUCUACAUUAAAGGCAUUGGAGCUCUUAACAAACUGUUACAUUAUGGUUCAGGGAAACACGGUUUCAGCCAUUGGACCCUUUAGUGGCUUAAAGGAGGUUCGAAAAGUAGUCCUAGAUACUAUGAAGAAUAUUCACCCAAUUUAUAAUAUUAAAACCUUAAUGAUUAAACGAGAGUUGGCAAAAGAUUCCGAAUUAAGAUCACAAAGUUGGGAAAGAUUUUUGCCACAGUUCAAGCACAAAAAUGUGAAUAAACGCAAGGAACCAAAGAAAAAAACUGUUAAGAAAGAGUAUACACCAUUCCCACCACCACAACCAGAAAGUCAGAUUGAUAAAGAAUUGGCUAGUGGUGAAUACUUUCUGAAGGCAAGUCAAAAGAAGCGACAGAAAAUGGAAGCAAUAAAGGCUAAACAAGCAGAAGCUCUCACUAAGAGACAAGAGGAAAGAAACAAAGCUUUUAUUCCACCUAAAGAAAAGCCAGUUUUGAAACCUAAGGAAGCUUCUACUGAAACUAAAAUUGAUGUGGCUGCCAUCAAGGAAAAGGUUAAGAAAGCAAAAAAUAAGAAACUGGGAGCUCUCACAGCUGAAGAAGUUAAGCUUAAAAUGGAAGUAGAUGAAAAGAAAAAGAAGAAGAAAAAGUAAUACAAACA
Pipistrellus kuhlii (Kuhl's pipistrelle) is the source of this 1296-nucleotide messenger RNA. Its product is annotated as KRR1 small subunit processome component homolog. Bases 143 to 1288 code for a protein of 381 amino acids. The record is from RefSeq and is a predicted model, not a curated record. Gene Ontology annotation, cellular component: small-subunit processome; nucleolus. Gene Ontology annotation, molecular function: RNA binding. The transcript has 10 exons. Lineage: Eukaryota; Metazoa; Chordata; Mammalia; Chiroptera; Vespertilionidae.